AUGAUUUUGACGAAAAAGUGCGAAAGGAUAUCCGGUUCGACCGGAAAUCUUAUAUUUGGCGUUACUGCUGAAAGAUAUGGCUGCAUACAUUGUAUUAGCCUGCUAACUCGACGUUUACGUUUGACAUAAGCUUAAUUCUUCGACCAACGUUUUGAAAUUGUAUGAUAACAAGCAAGUUAUAUCGCUUCUGUAGACACAAAAAAAGUUAACGUCUUUCUGAGUUUUGUAAAUCACGUUAGCUACCAAGCUAUACAAAGGAGAAACCAGUUAGCCAGCUACUAGCCUAGCUAGUACUAGGUGGCUAGCUAGUUUAGCUCCUUACGAAGUGUUUUAUUGUUAUUUUGUUACCAGAUAGAUUUUUUUUAAACAUAGCUGGAUACAUUUGCUGGUGUUACAAAGAAAAAGCCUCAAUGCCCGAACAAGGCCCAAGGAUGAAUGGUUUUUCCCUCGGCGAACUAUGCUGGCUAUUCUGUUGCCCGCCCUGUCCCAGUCGCAUCGCAUCCAAACUAGCCUUUCUCCCUCCCGAACCCACGUACUCCGUACACACCGAUGCUAACGGGACGAGUAGCCUGCAUCUAACCGAGCGAGCAGACUGGCAGUACUCCCAACGCGAACUGGACGCUGUCGAGGUGUUCAACACCAGAACCAGUCGGGGAAACCGACUGGGUUGCAUGUUUGUACGAUGCGCACCCAACAGCCGGUACACGUUGCUCUUUUCCCACGGUAACGCAGUGGACUUAGGCCAAAUGUGUAGUUUCUACAUCGGCCUCGGUUCGAGGAUAAACUGCAACGUCUUCUCGUAUGAUUAUUCGGGCUACGGUGUCAGCAGCGGGAAACCGUCAGAAAAGAACCUGUAUGCGGACAUCGAGGCUGCCUGGCAGGUGCUAAGGAACAAGUAUGGAGUGACCCCAGAGAACAUCAUCCUGUACGGUCAGAGCAUCGGCACGGUACCCACGGUGGAUUUGGCGGCGCGCUACGAGUGUGCCGCCGUCAUCCUGCACUCACCUCUUAUGUCCGGCCUGCGAGUGGCCUUCCCUGACACGCGCAAGACCUACUGCUUCGACGCCUUCCCCAGCAUCGACAAGGUGUCCAAGGUGGCGUCGCCGGUGCUGGUGAUCCACGGCACGGAGGAUGAGGUGAUCGACUUCUCGCACGGCCUGGCAAUGUACGAGCGCUGCCCGCGUGCCGUGGAGCCCCUGUGGGUGGAGGGCGCCGGGCACAACGACAUCGAGCUCUACGCCCAGUACUUGGAGCGGCUCAAGCAGUUCAUCUCCAUCGAGCUGCCCACAUCCUGAUCUCCCUUGGCCUCCUCCAGUAAAACCUAGAGGGGGGCUGCGUAUCAAGUCUAAAAUGGCUUCCUUUUUUCUUUCCUUGAUCUGUGCAGAGAGAAGUGGAUUGGUGGAAAUUUGAUACCUGAAAUCCACCAUGUUGGUUUGUAUUGUUUAUCGGUGCAGAUGUUGGAGAGGAGGGGAGGAAGUGUUGAGAUGCUUCCCCCAGGGCUUAACCAGGUCAGGCUGAGCUGAGCCAGGCCAAGGCAUCCCCGGCGCUCAUAUGUGGACAGGUCCCAGGUCUCUUUGCCAAGGAGCUAGGGCCCGCUCAGUAUUUGCACUUGCUCUUCAAUCUGGAUCUGGAUUUGAUUCUCCUUCUCGCUCUCCCUCUCUGCCGGUGGGGAUGUGAUAAAUUCCCUCUGCGAUCUUGUUCUCCCUAUUUCAUCUGUUUCGCUCUCUUUUAUGCUCAUGAUUGAUUGACUUUGUAUUCUUUUCUACCUGAUGAAGAACAAUCUGUUUUGCACCUCAGAUACAUGAUUGAUGUUCUUGCUUGUUUGUGUUUGUUAAAUAUUAUUUUAUUUUUUUUCCAUUCAGGGUGAAUUGAAACGAAUGCACUUUUAUUGUGCAGAUAAGUUCAGGUAAUCAUACUGUAUGUUCUGAUGUAUGUUCUUUGUUAUCUUAUUGACAUUCCAUGUGUUUCACUACACAGAAUCUCAUUCCCAUCUUGUUUUCAAGGCAGUGUGUGACCGUGUGAGAGAUGCGUGUGGUUGAAAAACGUCAUUACCCAGCUCACCCCUGGGUGUCUCACCUCCUGUAACAAUGCUCUUGUUAACUGGACGUCAGGUGUUUUUCCUCAACUGGGGUUUUCCAGUGAGGGACACCACCUGACCCUAAUGAUAACACUUGAGGGACACCAUGUAUCAAAUAAAAACAUACCUACAAUGUACUGUAAUGAACCAAAUCAGCCCCUAGCCAGUACUGUCUCUAGACACACCUGAUCAGCCCCUAGCCAAUACUGUCUCUACACACACCUGAUCAACCCCUAGCCAGUACUGUCUCUAGACACACCUGAUCAGCCCCUAGCCAGUACUGUCUCUAGACACACCUGAUCAGCCCCUAGCCAGUACUGUCUCUAGACACACCUGAUCAGCCCCUAGCCAGUACUGUCUCUAGACACACCUGAUCAGCCCCUAGCCAGUACUGUCUCUAGACACACCUGAUCAGCCCCUAGCCAGUACUGUCUCUAGACACACCUGAUCAGCCCCUAGCCAGUACUGUCUCUAGACACACCUGAUCAGCCCCUAGCCAGUACUGUCUCUAGACACACCUGAUCAGCCCCUAGCCAGUACUGUCUCUAGACACACCUGAUCAGCCCCUAGCCAGUACUGUCUCUAGACACACCUGAUCAGCCCCUAGCCAGUACUGUCUCUAGACACACCUGAUCAGCCCCUAGCCAGUACUGUCUCUAGACACACCUGAUCAGCCCCUAGCCAGUACUGUCUCUAGACACACCUGAUCAGCCCCUAGCCAGUACUGUCUCUAGACACACCUGAUCAGCCCCUAGCCAGUACUGUCUCUAGACACACCUGAUCAGCCCCUAGCCAGUACUGUCUCUAGACACACCUGAUCAGCCCCUAGCCAGUACUGUCUCUAGACACCCGUGUAGAUCUGAAAGGAGCCGAUUUGAAGCAGUAUUCAUGUCUUGCUGUUCGGAGGAUGUUUUACCAUAUUGCUAAGACCUAUCCAUUCAUUUCAGAUCUGGAGGUAUGUCUUGGGCGUAGGAGUUGAUUUGGGAUUCAGCACCAGUGUAGAUGUUUUUGUUCAGAAGUUUUCCGCGAAGCCAUUUUGUUUGUUCAGAAUUAAGAUUGUGUUUAACGUAAAUGCUUUGGGUUGCUGUUUGUCAGUAUGUAGCUGUUCCUUUCAUUUCAAAUCUUCAAAUAAAGCCUUAAGUCUGUGGACAUUUCACCCUAAAAUUCCUGUCGACUUGAGUUGGGGAGUCUCAUGGUCUGCAGGGGGACUGACUGCUGCUAUGGGUUCGGUUGGAGGAAUCUUCUCAAUCACUGUGAAAAGAUGUUUUGGGGUAAUACUGAUCAAAAAGGUACUUCACCUAAUGCAAUCUCAAUGAGUCUUCACAUGUAGAUGAGAGAUUUUUGAGCCAUCUCACCACCAUUUGCAGAUUCUGGCUGUAUCCCUUUUUGUCUGGGGGUAAAGGGGGGAUUCCCCCCAACAGACCCCUUCCCUGCUCCCCAUCUCGUUUCACUCCAAAGAACUCUGCAAGUGUCACCAAGACUACGUUUUGGAAGAAACACUGCAUGCAAACAACUUUUCAUAAAGGACAUUUUGAGUGUAGAGAGAAGAAGACAGAGGAAUGACUGGGUUGGAAGUCUUCUGCUAAUGUUCUCAGCUGUAAAAUAAUAAUAAACACAGAAACACUACACUGCUCAAGGAGUGUCCUUUUGGAAGGAGGGGGUAUAAGUGAAGGAUAUGUGCGUAGCAACUUGUGAUUAAUGUUUUGACUGACAGUGUAUUGCUGUGAGGUGAUGGCUGUAUUUUGCGGUCGUGGUUGGGUUUUUGUGUGACGAAUAAAAGAUUCUAGUGUUUUCUCGUCAUAACUUACUAAGGGGCCUAUGUUUUGACACAACGAGCCCUUUAACUUAACAUCUAGUUUUUACUGCUCGUCUUUUUAAAGAACGAAAAACUGCUUUAGUCCCAUUUAUUGUUUUGAUACUGACAUUUUUACUAUGUUAUUUUCCAGUAAAUGUUGAUAGAUUUACACUCUAAUGCUGGUUUGUCAGAACCAUAUGUAAUGUAUCUAUAUAUCCUCUAUACAUAAUAUAAAACAUUGAUUUAAGGGCUAUUCUAGCCUACUUGAGUUUAACACUGGAGUCACAGUAUGCAAAUCUAAUGCAUAAAAAAACUAGUGGGUACAGAGGUUUCUUAGUGUUAAACUGACAAAGAAGAAGCCUUAAAUGUGCUGUGCUACAGAUUGUCAUUCAUGUUGGCUGUGUUGCUUUCAGGCAACACAGUGGAUGUUUUAAUGCUUAAUGGAAUAAAGAAUGCAUGGAAUUACA
Molecule: messenger RNA, 4339 nt
Organism: Oncorhynchus mykiss (rainbow trout)
Lineage: Eukaryota; Metazoa; Chordata; Actinopteri; Salmoniformes; Salmonidae
Source: RefSeq, a predicted model, not a curated record